UUACCUCCAACCUACACAUGCCUCACUUGUGUGCCACGCCGAUCCGCUCAACAGCCACCCCACUACGGCCAAGCCACCAUGCUUCUUUCCCUCGUUAAUAGCACCUUGCCGCAGCCAGCCUCUCCCUGCUCCGAGAGCAACCAUGUGAGCGACAGGCGUUUGGGUCGCUAAAGCCACACUCGCAAGCCCCGUUGCGCGCCGAUCGCUCGCGAUUACGCGCUGCUCCGUCUGCGCAGGGCCACGUGGCGCCGUCGGACCAUGUCCAAUCGGAGCCCGGGCCCGAGGUUGACGCGGGGGAACAGUUGGCGGCGAAGGAGGCUCGCGUUCGCGCGGAGGUUUCGCGACGAAUUCGGCAGCUGGGGCGGGAAGGGAAUGCGUCGGCCGCUGUAGAGCUGUUCACUCAAAUGCAGGCGACGGCAUAGCCCCAGACGCCAUGGCAGCCACGGCUCUGAUUGACUGCUGCGUGCGCUGCGGUGAGCUGGCCCGGCCGGCCAAUCUGGUGCCUGACGCAGUGGCGGUGGGCGUUCUGCUGCGGGCGUACGGGCGCAAGAGCCCGCCGCAGUGGGCCAAGAUUCAGCAGCUGCUGACGCGCAUGGAGCUGGACUUCGGCCUGCUCAGCCGUCCACGGCGAUUUUUCAACGAGCUCAUGGAUAUCUGUGCGAGGGACAAUGCGGUGGACCGUGGUGUGCAGCUGCUGGACCGGAUGGCCGAGGCAGGGGUUUGAGCCGGAUGUGUUCACGUUUGAGGCGGUGAAGCGCCGGAGGACACUACGCUCGCAUUUCAAGAAGCUUUUUAACUGAACAGGGUGGACAAUACUACGGAUAAAGUAUAGCUAAUUAGAGAGAAGGGUACAGAAAGUGGUAUGGGCUUUGGGAUGGGUGGGUUGGAGGUUGAGGGAUGAGGCUGACAAAAGGCGAGGGUGAGGGUUUAGGAGAGAUGUCACUAUGCUGGUGACUUCUUGAUUUAUCGAAUGGGUUAACUGCCCCAUUGUUGAAUGAAGAUAGCUUAGCCAAUGGUGGGAGAUAAUGUUGCUGUUUGUGACAUUUGCAGCUACACUUGAAAAGCAUAC
Messenger RNA from Closterium sp. NIES-67, 1069 nucleotides. The record is from the annotation of a GenBank genome assembly. Lineage: Eukaryota; Viridiplantae; Streptophyta; Zygnematophyceae; Desmidiales; Closteriaceae.